Messenger RNA from Schistocerca nitens (vagrant locust), 417 nucleotides. RefSeq lists its product as uncharacterized. Bases 1 to 417 code for a protein of 138 amino acids. NCBI's taxonomy places the organism in Eukaryota, Metazoa, Arthropoda, Insecta, Orthoptera, Acrididae. The transcript has a single exon. The record is from RefSeq and is a predicted model, not a curated record.
AUGACCAGCGUCACCGGCUUUUACCAAACAAAUGUGGGAAGAGACAGAAAAAACCAACAGACGCUGUGUUCCUACAGGGACCUAAUUUCAACUGCAGAGGUCUGCAAAUUCAAAUGUGCCAUAGUAUCUUUAGAUUUUGACAAAGCAUUUGACAGAAUUAAUCAUCAAUACCUCAUUCGGGUUAUGAAUGCGAUGAGUUUUCCACCGCGUUUAGUUGCUGUUAUGCGAAAUGCUGUUAUCAAUAAUUCAGCUCGAUUCGUCAUCAAUGGGCAAAUUAGCCGACCGAUAGAAGUUACUAGUUAUCUUCGACUGGGGUGUCCAAUGUCUAUGGAUCUCUUUGCUGUUGCAAUUGAACCCCUGCUCGCCUCCCUGACACGACGUUUGCAGGGCCUUGAAAUCCACGGAAAAAAAAAAUAG